Cololabis saira (Pacific saury) is the source of this 2903-nucleotide messenger RNA. Its product is annotated as Krueppel-like factor 15. Gene Ontology annotation, biological process: regulation of transcription by RNA polymerase II. The record is from RefSeq and is a predicted model, not a curated record. The coding region runs from base 310 to 1974 and encodes 554 amino acids. The transcript is spliced from 3 exons. Gene Ontology annotation, molecular function: RNA polymerase II cis-regulatory region sequence-specific DNA binding; DNA-binding transcription factor activity, RNA polymerase II-specific. Lineage: Eukaryota; Metazoa; Chordata; Actinopteri; Beloniformes; Belonidae.
CCACCACAACUCCAGAGAGAGAGAGAGAGAGAAGGAGAGAAAGAGAGAGAGAAGGGGGAAGGAGAGAUUGCUUACAUGUGUGCAUGGGAGAGGGACAGAUUCCUAAACCUUUGCAAAGCCCGUUGCGCUGGAGCUGGACUGCCACUGCGCGCUUUUACGCACCGACGCACUCCUCUCAGACGGGAGCUCGCAGCGCAAAAACACAGCGGGAUUUAGUUUCAUCGCGAUUAAGGGGAAUAAACAGAAGUUUCCGUCAACGGCUUGAUCUCGAGAGGGAAGCAGGGCGAGCUGCCAUCCAUCCGCACAGGAAUGGUGGAUCACCUGCCGCUUGGUGAGGAGACCUUCCUGUACUACGCCGGCUCCCCGGGGUCCGACUACAGCUGCGCCCGUCGCCAGGCCGACGGCGGCGGCGUCUCGCCAGGCGUCAUGGUAACCGAUGCGUGCACCUACCAGCACCACCCGUACCAGGGGGUGACGUUGGCCUCGCCGCCGUGCCUCUCCGAGGACGACCUCAGCGACUCCUCCAGCGCUCGCUCCUCCCUCUGCUCCAGCCCCGAGUCGUCGUCCGCGGCGCCGUGGAUCUCGUCCACCUACGAAAGCCGGAGCGGCAGGAGCAGCGAGUGCUUCAGCACGUCGUCGGGCGAGAGCCAGGAGAGCCUGUUGGACCUCUUGUUCUCGCACGCAUCCCUCACCAACUCGUCGAGCUCCCAUGGAGCCAGCGGGGCCAUCUCGUUCCCUCCGUCGUCCUCGGUUUGCUCCUCCUCCCCGGGCUCCUCCACCUCCUCGUCUCCCACUGCCCCCUUCUUGCCGAUGGGCCUAGGGUGGGAAUCCAGGAGGGAGCAGCGGCCGAACCCCCAACCGCAACAAGCCAAGGAGGACGGUUUUGAGUUUCCGGUUUUCCUGGACGAGCUGCAGGACCCCGAGGCGCUCCUCUUCCAGCCCACCCUGGAGGAGAUUGAGGAGUUCUUGGAGGAGAACAUGGUCGUGGCGAUGGAGAGGGAGGAAGACGGGAGCGAUGAGGCGAUGUCGCCCGAGGCGUCGAUGUGCGACGAUGCCGAUGCGGAGGGUUCAAGGACAUUGCUUGAAACGGCAUCGCAGAACUCGGAUCAGACUGUGCCUGUGGCUCGUUCUCCGCUUUCCUCCUUUCUAGAGACCAAACGUUCGAUGCCGAAUGCAUCAGACAUACCUGUGGAUGCUGGUUCCACUGCUUCCUCCAGCAGUUGUGUUGAUGGGAUCAAAAAGGAGGACUGUGGAUCGUCCACAGAGUCGUCGGACGAUGCCGCGUCCACGGCGCCUGUUAUCCUACAAAUCCAGCCUUUACACAUCAAACAAGAGCCGAACCCCAACGCCAUAUCCGAUGUGGCCACCAGUCAACCCCCGAAAGCCCAUUCCCAGGCGACCCAAAGCCCAUCCGACAUCAAAAUCGCCCAGCUCCUGGUCACCAUCCAAGGCCAGACCUUCGCUUUGGUGCCUCAGCUGCUUUCCCCGGCAGCUGGCAACUCAGGCAAAGGCGGAACCAUCUCUCCAUCCAAGUUCGUCCGGAUCGCUCCGGUUCCCAUCGCGGCUAAGCCCACCGGGCUCGGGGACGGGGCUCUGGGUGGAGGCUCGGCUGCAGGCGUCCUGGCCGGGGGCCAGCGGUACCAGAAAAGCGCGGUAGCAGACCUCAUCAAGAUGCACAAGUGUUCCUUUCCCGGCUGCAAUAAGAUGUACACCAAGAGCAGCCACCUUAAAGCUCACCUGAGGAGGCACACGGGGGAGAAGCCCUUCGCCUGCACGUGGCCCGGCUGUGGAUGGAGGUUCUCCCGAUCCGACGAGCUGUCCCGGCACCGGCGCUCCCACUCCGGAGUGAAGCCAUACCAGUGCAUCGUCUGCGAAAAGAAGUUCGCCCGCAGCGAUCACCUGUCGAAACACCUCAAAGUCCACCGCUUUCCACGAAGCAGCAGGACAGGACGCUCUGCAAACGGACCCCUCUGACCCCGCUCGGCCAGGGAGAGGGGGAGGGGUGUGUGUGUGUGUGUGUGUGUGUGAGAGAGAGAGAGAGAGAGAGACGAAAACGAGAGGUGGGGGGGGGUUGGGGUGAUAAGUGUCCAAACACCCUUAAAAGGAAACUGUGCAGGGCUCUUUUUGCUUGUGUGUGUGUUUAUGUCCAGGUAUGUCCGCGUGACAUGCGCAUGUAAGGUACUGUGAUAAUUUAUUGGGUGACGAGGAAAAAAAGCAAACAAACAAACUGUAAACUAAAAACAGGAAACUGUUACUUGACACAGCAAUCUCACGGGUGGAAUAAGCUUCUUGUACAUUACGACUUUAUUCUCAAAUCUUGUAAAUGUAAAUGAUCUAUUUUGAAGAAAAGAUCUUGCUCUUCCGAGUAUUUUUACACUUUGAUGUGCGGUUUUUCUGCAACUGGAGCUUUAUAUCAAACUCUUUUAUAUCACCGGGGAGGGUCUGCUACUCUUUUUAACCCUUCCCCCUUUUCUUUUUUCUUUUUUUUUACUUUUCUGGAGCCAAAUGUUUUAAAAAGGGAUGCAAGUAAAGAUGUUUAGCGGCCGUUGGGAAGCAGCGGGGACUGUUGGGUUCUUGGUCCGAGUCGUUCUGGAGACACAGCGGAGUGAUGAAUACACCAACAUUCCUUUGGACUUUGAAAAAGUCAUUUUGUCGCCUUUUGAGUCUCAUUAGUGGAAAAAAUAAUAUCCUGCAGACACGAGUGUUGAUUCACUGCCCCCCCUGUGUAAUUUGCACUGGCACACAUGAAAUAUCUGGUAUUUUAUGUCGUUGCACUGUGGUCUUACUCAUUAUUUGACUCACCUAAGGAAGAGAAACUUUCUUUUUUUAGAUAAAAUACCUUAUUUAUUGGCUAUUUUGGCUGCAGCCAAUCACGAUCCAGGAAACAAGCUGAGGUUGAAAAC